CAACACUAGCGGAUCCGCAUCUUUACUGACCUGUCAACUGAAAAGUGUGGCUUGGGGAAGGGAAAGAGACCGCGGAGAAGAAACGCGGGGAACUCCAGGUAACCACUCACCUCAGAACUGACAAGGCUCGUGGCAUUUCUGUUCGUAUCUUUACACAGGUCGAGUUGUUCUUGAUAUCGGUGCUACCACAUCAUCACAAGUAAUCCGCGUUACCAAAUCUCUGCUGGACAUAUUGUGAUGGCGCUCUCCAGUGAAGCAGUCGCUCAAGUCAAGUCGGCCUUCCAGGCGGCCUGUGAUGACACAGAUAAAGGUGUACCGGGUCUCGUUGGGAUAGCAGUUGGCAAAGAUGGCCAGGAGCUGUUUGCUCACGCUGCCGGCAAGCGUGGUUUUGGUUCCAAGGAGCCGAUGACCCUUGACAAUAUCUUUUGGAUCGCCUCUUGCACGAAAAUGAUCACCGGUGUGGCUUGUAUGCAGUUAGUAGAGCAAGGCAAAUUGUCGCUGGACGAUGCGGAACAGGUUGCAAAGCUGUGUCCAGAGAUCAAGAAUCCAAGCAUUUUACAGCCUGACGGAACUCUGCAACCAGCAAAGAAGCGCAUCACCCUGAGAAUGCUGCUUUCCCAUACAGCCGGCUUUGGCUACACCUUCUUCCACCAGGGUCUCCGCGACUACAGCAAACCUGUUGGAUAUGAUGAGUUUUCAGGACAUUUGAAGGAUAUGGUGCAACCUCUAGUGCAUGAGCCCGGAGAAGGUUGGCAAUAUGGGCUCAAUAUUGACUGGGCUGGGUUCUGUGUCGAACGUACCACAAAUAUGACAUUGAACGAAUACUUUCAACGCCACAUAUUUCAGCCUCUCAAUAUCAAGAAUAUUUCCAUGUUUCCCAACAAUGAGAUGAAGACGAAGCUCGCGUACAUGAAUGCUCGUACUCUUGAUGGCCAACUACAUCCACGAGAUCAUCUUCUACACGCUCCUUUGGUUGUAGAGACCGAGCAAGAAAUGGCAGCAUGCGUCAACAGCGGAGGGGCAGGUGCGUUCGCCUCGCCGCGGGAAUACUGCCAGAUCCUUGCCACUUUACUCAACGAUGGAACUUCGCCAAACACGGGCGCCAGGAUUCUGAAAAAGGAAACGGUCGAUAUGAUGUUCGAUAACCAGAUUCCAGACUUCCCCAACUUUGGAAAACAGGGCAUUCCUGAUGCAAAGAGUGACUUGACCAAUGCUAUACCAGACCUAUAUCCAGGAUCCCAGCAGGGCUGGGGACUUACUUUCAUGCUAAGCGACGGACCGACUGGAAGAUCAUCCGGUACAGGGCAUUGGGCAGGGCUGCCGAAUUUGUACUGGUGGUGCGAUCGUGCGCAAGGUGUUGCGGGGAUGAUAUGCUCCCAGAUCCUGCCCUUUGCGGACCCUAAAGUGCUUGGGCUCUGGGUUGAACUAGAAUCUGGAGUGUAUAGUGGCUUGGGCAAGAAAAGCUAGGUGGGAGUCAACUGUGCUCUCGGAACGUGGCACACCGAACAUAAGUUCAACACAGGACACAGGUAAGUUAUGUUUGCAAGGAAGGAAUUAGUCUUUCAGAUCUUCGUAGUGAUGAUAAUCUUGCUUCAACCUGGCAGAUAUGUUCCCCGUGUCGAUCCUUGUCCGGCUGGUUUGAGUCUAGACCCGUCGAUCGGGUGCACAGCUGUAGAUGUGGAAGAAACAGGAUCACAAUUCAGCAGGGUAGUAAUGCUAGCCAAGUUAGGUCAAGAUGGUUGGGCUGCAUGCAAUUCCCCUCGAUACCCCGCAGCAAGAGCGGCAG
This is a messenger RNA of Exophiala viscosa, 1786 nucleotides long. RefSeq names its product beta-lactamase family protein. The record is from RefSeq and is a predicted model, not a curated record. Bases 238 to 1467 code for a protein of 409 amino acids. NCBI's taxonomy places the organism in Eukaryota, Fungi, Ascomycota, Eurotiomycetes, Chaetothyriales, Herpotrichiellaceae. The transcript is spliced from 5 exons.